CAUUAGCUCGAUGACCUGGGGGAAUCGCUCAGUGCUGAUGGAGUUUGUGUUCCUGGCCUAUCCCUCCCACCCAGAGCUGCGUGUCUUGUCCUUCCUUGGAGUCAGCCUGGUGUACACACUGAUCGUCAGUGGGAAUGUGCUCAUUGUGGUGGCCGUCCAGAAAGAAGCCCGCCUACACACACCCAUGUACUAUUUCCUGGGCAGCCUCUCAGCAGUAGAAGUGUGCUACACGGCUGUGGUGGUGCCGCACAUCCUGGCCAACAUCCUACAGUCGGAGAAGACCAUCACCCUCCUGGGCUGUGCCACUCAGAUGGCUUUCUUCAUCGGACUGGGCAGUGCCGAUUGCUUCCUCCUGGCAGCCAUGGCCUAUGACCGGUACGUUGCGAUUUGCCGUCCCUUGCGGUACCCUCUCAUCGUGACUCUAACUCUGUGUGCCCGCUUGAUUGUGACCUCAGUGGUCACUGGUUUGGGUCUGUCCUCACAACUGGUGGCCUUCAUCUUCUCUCUGCCCUUCUGCCGGGCUCGGGGUAUCGAACACUUCUUCUGCGAUGCGCCGCCCGUGAUGCGUCUUGUCUGUGCCAACAGCCACGUCCAUGAGCAGUCGGUGCUGGUGGCGGCCACACUGGCCAUCGCCGUGCCUUUCCUCCUUAUCGCCACCUCCUACGCCUUCAUUGUGGCUGCUGUGCUCAAAAUCCACUCUGCAGCUGGCCGCCACCGGGCCUUCUCCACCUGCUCCUCCCACCUCACUGUGGUCCUGCUGCAGUAUGGCUGCUGUGCCUUCAUGUACCUGCGCCCCAGCUCCAGCUACUACCCCAAGCAAGAUCAGUUCAUCUCACUGGUGUACACCUUAGGAACCCCAGUGCUCAACCCCCUUAUCUACACCCUGAGGAACAGUGAGAUGAAGGGUACAUUAGGCAAAGUUCUUACCAAGGAUUACCUUUGCCAAAACAACUAGAGGAAGGUGCAACCUGUCAUGUAAUGUUUGGUUCAAGUUCAUGCAAAUCCCCACGCAACUGGGAUUUCUCCCUGUUCAUGUUAAAACUGGUCUUUAAAGAUGGUACAAAUCACCUACAUACUAUUUAGCUAUGUGUACCAGAGACCUUUAAAGUGUUUCAAGAGAAACAUUUCGAGAGAAAUUUGACUCAGUAAUUUCUCUUCUGGAAAAGAAAUUAACCCAUCAGCAUGACAUAAAAGAAAGCAACAAACAUAAGAUUACAUCUCAGGUACCAGCUGGAAACAGAUAGAUCAUUCAGUAGGUUUUAUCUGAAAUAACGUAAUAAAAGGAUUCUGUGCAGAAGUAUGAGUAAGGGAACCAAUAAGGGGUGGCGGGGCACUUGCAUUCUAGCAACAGCAAGAAGCCAUCAGCACCCCUAGACCUCACAGGCAAGCAGAGGAACAGUGUUUCCUGAGACCAGUGAGAACAGAUAUACCAAGAGAAAACCCUUGGUAGGAAGUCUGGCUUUAGGGAAAAAAGCAACGAUUAACAGAACUAUGGCCAUGCCAGGAGAAAGCAGGAAGAUAAAUACUCCAAUCUCUCUCUGCUUGUACCCAUCUAUCUCUUGUCUUCUUGCUACUGGCCACACCCAGCUGGAAGCAAGAGAACAGAGGAGAUUGAAUGAUUCUGUUCUCAGAAGUUAGCCUUUUGGGACAGGGUAGAGCAGAGAGGGACUCUGAGAGUUAGGGGCAAACAGAAUAAUCAGAAAAAGAUUUUUUAUUAUAGUAUUUUAUGCAACAAUGAAAGUAUGUUUAUAAUCCAAUUUCCCCACAAUCAAGUAUUGACUAAACAAUUAUUGUAUGAAAGAAUCUUAUGUAACCUUAAAUUUAUGUUUUCAAAUACUAGUUAUUUGUAAGAGCUAACAUGAAUUGCUUACUGUGCACCAUAAAUUUAUUUAUAUUCUCUGAAUCUUUGAAAAUCCUCUGAGGUAAAAUUGUUAUUAUUCUAUUUUAAAUGACAGGACUGAGUCACAGAGAGUUUAAGCAUUUGGUGUAAGGUCACGCAGCUAAUAUGGGAUGGAGUUGGGAUUUGAAAUUUGAAGCGUAAAUCCAGCUUCAAAGGCAGUGUUUAUUUGCAUAUCCCUAAUGAAAUGAUGAUAAGGGCCUUUCUAUAGGCUUACUGGCCAUUUGGAUAUUUUCCUUUUUGAAGUUUUACUUUAAGAAUUUGUCAAUUUUAAUAGGGUUGGUUUUUUUUCUGAAUUUAUUAUAUAUUCUAGGUAUAAUUCCUUUGUUAGAUAUAUUUAUUUUUAACAUUUUCUUCCUAAUUUUGACUCACCUUAAUCCUCUCCCUAAUAUCUUCUGAUGAACAGAAGGUUGUUUUUUUUUUAAUGAAGUCUGACUUACCCUUAUUUUCCAUUAUGGUAAUGACUUUGGCUCCUAUUUAAGAAAUACUUGCUGUCUCCAAAUUUCUGAAGACACUCUCUUAUGCUUUAUUCUAAAAAGCUUUAUGAUCUUAGCUAAUACAUUUAUGUCUAUGACAUAGCACAAAGCUAAAAGUCAAUGUUAAUAUAUUCCACAUUACAUAUAAUUAUUUCAGUGCCAUUUAUCGAAAGAUUUUUGUUUCCUUAUUGAAUUGCUUUUAUGUCUUUGUGGAAAAUCAAAUGAGCAUUGUGCUUCUGUGUGUGAGAGAAAGUUUAAUUCUGGACCUGCUAUUCUGAUAUACCGAUAAAUUUUUCUGUCUUUGGUGGCACCAUGGAUCUUAAUUAUUAUUGUAGAUUUACUAAUGUUUUGUAGUUUUCUGUAGAGACAUCUUUUGUAUUUUUCAUUAAAUUCACCAUUGCUGUGGCUUGUUAAUGCGAUUGUAAGUGUUUUUACUUAUUUUAGUUUUCAAUUUUUUCCUAGUGGUACAUAGAAAUACUAAAAAUAUAUCCAUUGCCCUAGUAUCCUGUGACUUGGAUAAAUUUACUUAUUAGUUCUAGCAGUUUGCAAAUUUAUAUGGAUUAUCUAUGAACAUAAUCAUGUUAUCUGUAAAUACAAAUAAUUGUACUUCUUCCCUUUGAAGUUGAUUGUUAUGGAAAUGCCACCGAUGCACCUUGCCUCCUGCUAUCUAUGCCCUUGUGUAAAACCCUCCCACACAGACUCUGAACCUGUGCUGUCCAAUGUGACAUCAGCAAACAUGAUGCAAAAUAAAAGCUUGAUAGGCUCCUGCAUACUGGGGCUUGCCUUCUUUGAAUCAUGA
This is a messenger RNA of Manis javanica (Malayan pangolin), 3172 nucleotides long. RefSeq names its product olfactory receptor family 10 subfamily W member 1 (gene OR10W1). Lineage: Eukaryota; Metazoa; Chordata; Mammalia; Pholidota; Manidae. Gene Ontology annotation, molecular function: olfactory receptor activity; G protein-coupled receptor activity. Gene Ontology annotation, biological process: G protein-coupled receptor signaling pathway. The record is from RefSeq and is a predicted model, not a curated record. Gene Ontology annotation, cellular component: membrane.